This is a messenger RNA of Parastagonospora nodorum SN15, 731 nucleotides long. RefSeq lists its product as hypothetical. NCBI's taxonomy places the organism in Eukaryota, Fungi, Ascomycota, Dothideomycetes, Pleosporales, Phaeosphaeriaceae. The record is from RefSeq and is a predicted model, not a curated record. The transcript is spliced from 2 exons. Bases 105 to 392 code for a protein of 95 amino acids.
CCAACAAACAACUUCUUCCUUUCACCUCAACCACAAAGAACUACUUAUACCUUUACCACUCAACUCCCACCCACACAACACCACAACACAACCAACCUGGCGCAAUGUCUUCCUCGUACCACAUCCCGAUGCCCCGCAACUUUCUCGCUGUCAACACUCCCCUCAAGAAGUCCGGGUCCAUCGACGCUGCCACCGCCGCCGUUCAGUCCGAGCAGUUUGAUCACGGGUUUCUUUCCAACCGGCCAGCUGCCGUUCCGCGCCACGCCUCCAUUAGUAGCACGACCAGCAGCAUCUCCGAGGAUGCCAUUAGCAGCGCGCCAUCUUCUCCCCCCACCGUCGCUGCCGCUAGCCCAGUCCUUGCAGCGAAGGAGCUUCACUCCUCUGGCGCUUAACGCAAAGCACGCGGUUCUUCCGCCGAGCAUUGCGGACAUGACCCCCGUUGCCAGGACCGCAUUCUUGUCCAACAGGGGUGCAGGUGGCUACUAAGCUAGAGAGCGUUGUACAAGAGCGCAGACUAGCUGGCUACGAAAGCGCAACACAAAGCAUGCAUUCCCAAGCGAAGCAGCACAAGACUCAUGCUACGAAGAUUACGAAUUUCCUUUUAUCUCUUUGCAUUAAAAGUCAAAGCCAACAAAAAGACCCUUCACGGCAGGAUUUGGGCAGGGGCAGGGACGGGCGCUUGGGGGAAUUGUCUUCAACACCACAAUUUGAUUCUCACUUGAGUUACUACA